Molecule: messenger RNA, 678 nt
Organism: Cokeromyces recurvatus
Lineage: Eukaryota; Fungi; Mucoromycota; Mucoromycetes; Mucorales; Mucoraceae
Exons: 2
Coding region: 1-678 (225 amino acids)
Source: RefSeq, a predicted model, not a curated record
AUGUCUAAAGUAAUUGCUAAGGACUUUUUUAUCAUUGACACAGCGACUGGCUAUCUUCGACAACGAACAGAUCUGGAGGCACGCUACCCCACUUUACUCUGCAAGUUUCGUGUGGCCGUGGGUUCCAAUCUAAUCCAACUUGGGUCCAACCUUUCUCACUAUCUGCAUACUACUGCACCUACUGCCACCCCUCCUCUUCAAGAUGAUGGGUUAUGGCCUAUUCUCGAAACACAAAUGUCAGUUUUUAUUCGGUUUUUCGAUUCUCCCAAAAACUUAGGCCUCUGGAUACGGAAUACCUUGUUUGAACCUCAAGCUAUAACUGAAUUUAGUCCAACAAAAUGGGACAUAUUUUGGUAUAUUCCCCUUCCUCCUGCAGCCCACAUAGUGUGGUUUCGAACAAUCCAUAAGAAGAUCCCUACCAAAAGGCUUCUUCACUACUUGGUCCCAGAUACUCAUCCAUCGUCUGCAUGUAUUCAUUGCCAUCACCCUGAGGAUAUUCUAAAACACUUUAUCUAUGAAUAUCAAUUCUCAUCAGUUACUGUCUCUAGUUUUCACUUUGGAUUAUGGGGAAUUCAGACGAAUAAAAUCUCCUAUAGCCUCUUCGGUAUCUCUGUUGUCCGUGACCGGUUGUGUUCUACUUGGAUUAUGAAAAGCUCAUUGGGGAUCGGUUUUCGAUGA